UUCCAUGUUCAUGGUUGCGCUUGCCGUGUCUGGUGUGUUUGCCUUUAUAAUUAACACAAAUCAAAGACCAGUUUAUCAGCUUUAAUUAGAAUUGUGUGUGAUGUGAGGGACGGUUUUUUUUCGCUUAGUUUGCCGAAUUCAAGUGAUGUGUGGUAAAAUUAGAACCGAUCUGUGAGGUUAUUGGCGUCUGGAGUAGAUCACAAUGGCAUCUCACGUCUUAAGCGUCUGUGUCUUUUGCCUCAUCUGCGCCACCCAUUCCCCCUGUGGUUCUCACGCAGCUGUGGCCCACGAAAACCCCCAAAUCAACCUCCAACACGACUCCAUUCUCCUCAAACGUGAAAAAUUCAAAGAGAAAGAACCCUGGGAGAACAGUGUUUUAACCAUAAGUGACGAUAAACACGUUAUUAAUAAAAGACACAGUGAUGACAAUGAUAUUAAAAAUAAAGACUUUUAUUUAAAAAAACUUUUCGAUAAAUACGGUGACGGCAAAACAAUAACAUUGGAAGGUUUCCGAAAUUUGUUGGAACACGUUUUCGAAAUACAGACAAUUACGCAUCAAGAGGCUUCCAGGGGUGACACCAACGACACGUGUGUCGUCAAUAACGCACUAAUCUCAUUAAAAAAUUCAUCAAAUUCGAGCGAAACGUUCAAUUCGUCGACAAUAGAAGCAGCAUGCCCGGCCCUCCUCUACUCGAUGAUUUCCGGAAGCUGCGAACCGGAAACGAAACAAAACACGGCCCAGCCAAUGACAAUCACGGUAACGACGUGGUUGUACUCAAUGUGUGCCGUUUUCGUGAUCAGCACUUGCGGGGUUCUUUCCCUUUUGAUAAUCCCCGUGAUGCAGAAAAAAUUCUACAAACCACUUUUACAAUUUCUGGUAGCUUUAGCCGUCGGCACUCUUGCCGGAGACGCCCUUCUGCACCUUUUGCCCCACGCUAUGAGUGGCCACCACCACGACCACGGCGAAAGCCACGAAAAUAUGUGGAAAGGCUUCGUUGCGAUGCUCGGCCUUAUACUGUUUUUCGUGAUGGAAAGGUUCAUUCCCUUGGUUCAUAGGUGGCGCAAGGGCAAGCCGAGCAAAGGGCAUUCCCAUGUCAAAGUCUUAAAUAGUAAAUUAGAUAUAAAUAAAACGGGCGAUACGCAAUGUAUGGAUAGGUAUAAUGCGUAUCCGAGGUGCUACAAGGACAUUGUUGAUGAUCCGAAUACGACUUUUAUGGAAGCUGGGGAGACAUCAAAUGUGCUCGAAGAGCUGCUUAAUAGUCGCAAAAAGAAGGUUACUAAACAGCAAGCGGCCAAGGGCGACUCGUCCGAAACCGCGAUAUCCAAAGACUGCGAGAACGGUGAAACCAACCAGAACCUAACCGAGUGUCCCAACGACCUCAACACCUCGAACAACUGCACCGAAAUCAACAAGAUGCUCCCACACAUCGAAAUGGCUCCUCACGAGGAACCCGAGGCCGAUUACACCGUUAUUAUAACCGAGCACGGGGCUGUCCACCAUGGCCACUCCCAUCUCCAUGGGCACGUCCAUGCCGCCCCCCAGAACUUCUCGUCGGUUGCAUGGAUGGUGAUUAUGGGUGAUGGUCUCCACAACUUCACUGAUGGUAUGGCGAUAGGGGCUGCGUUUUCGGGGAGUGCCGCUGGGGGGUUUUCCACCGCCGUGGCUGUCUUCUGCCACGAGUUGCCCCAUGAGGUGGGCGACUUCGCCAUGCUGCUCAAGGCCGGCAUGAGUAUCAAACAGGCGCUGUUUUAUAACAUUAUUUCAAGCAUCUUGUGCGUGUUGGGGAAUUUGCUGGGAGUUUAUUUAGGGAAUACGGAAGUUGCCAGUUCUUGGGUGUUCGCAGUGGCGGCUGGAACGUUUAUUUAUAUUGCGCUGGUGGAUAUGAUACCAGAGUUGAGCUCGGCACAUGAAGAUGAAGGGAAUUUGAUUCAGUGCAUAUUGCAUUUGAGUGGGCUGUUAUUAGGGUUUGGGAUUAUGACGCUGAUUGCGUUGUUUGAACAUGAUCUUAAGAAUAUGUUUAGGGAAUAAUGACUUUAUAAUUCGUUUCUAUUGGCUGUUUUUUAUUUUAUCUGGUUUUUGAUACUGCGUGUUUACUGCAAAGACUUGUUUUUUUUACAAUCAUCCCCCUUCUUCCUUGUGCUGCUACUUAGGUAUUAGUAUUGAUUAAGACUUACCUAUAUUAUGUAAACCCACAUGUAAUGACCAGUAUUGGUACGCAAAACAAUAAAAUUUAUUUAAAUAUGAA
This is a messenger RNA of Tribolium castaneum (red flour beetle), 2246 nucleotides long. RefSeq names its product fear-of-intimacy (gene foi). Bases 203 to 2029 code for a protein of 608 amino acids. Lineage: Eukaryota; Metazoa; Arthropoda; Insecta; Coleoptera; Tenebrionidae. Gene Ontology annotation, biological process: zinc ion import across plasma membrane; intracellular monoatomic cation homeostasis. Gene Ontology annotation, cellular component: plasma membrane. The record is from RefSeq and is a predicted model, not a curated record. Gene Ontology annotation, molecular function: zinc ion transmembrane transporter activity; monoatomic cation:bicarbonate symporter activity. The transcript is spliced from 7 exons.